Molecule: messenger RNA, 2340 nt
Organism: Brassica napus (rape)
Lineage: Eukaryota; Viridiplantae; Streptophyta; Magnoliopsida; Brassicales; Brassicaceae
Exons: 6
Coding region: 1-2340 (779 amino acids)
Molecular function (GO): zinc ion binding
Source: RefSeq, a predicted model, not a curated record
AUGGAGAUAGACGCCGCACUCGCGUGUGAUGACGAUAUUCAACAUUCUCCUCCCCAACUACCGUACCAAACGUUACCACUUCAGGGCCCCAACAAUCAUGCGCAUCAAGUAUUGCCACUUCAUCCAUUCAACAACGUGACCGCAACUCAACCUCCGGGUUUUGCUUCUCAGCCAUUAAACCCAAUCUCUCCAGACCAUUCCUCUGAUAUAUUUAGAGGUGCCAGUCUAGACAUCGAGAGAGGAAGGGGUCUCCCACGUCUACCAAAUGCGUGGGGUGAAACGAGUGAUGACGACGACGACUUCUGGGAUGGUAUGCAUGAUGACCCAAUUCCUCCUCCCCCCCAGCCGAGACCAACACAAGGUCUUUUAUCACUAUCCCAGCCCGCAAAGCCAUGUCAGAUGACAGCUAGAGCAACUGUUACGCUUCUUAGCGAUGGAGACAGCUCUGGUUCACAAACUGGCUCAUCUGAUGGACUCAUUGCUGAUAUCACUCAUAUCAGGACGCCCCCGCUGUUAGGGAUUCCGGUUCACUCACAUCAUCGACCUGUUGGUGGAGGAACAUUUGAACAAGGAUCAAAGCAACCAAUAGACGACAUUGUAUACGUCGGCAUGAUUUUCAAAAGCAGGGAAGAGUUCAAACACCACAUGGCUAAAUAUGCGAUCAAAAAUAAAUUCCGGUUUCGUAACUCAAGGUCUUCUCCAGAUGGGAUGGUAUUACGAUGCUUUAGUAGCACUUGUAACUGGCGUGUAUACGCCAAAAGGAUGAAAAACGUAACUUCCUACGAAAUUCGAAGAGUUGACUUGCAACACACGUGUUCUGUUGAUUCACGUGCUGGGUAUCAAAGCCAAGCUACACAUUCGGUCAUUUGGGAGAUGAUGAAAGCCAGGUUUGGCGGUAGUGGCGCUGGACCUCGUCCUGGAGAAAUAAGACAGGUCAUGCAAGGUGACCACAAUGUCCGUAUUUCAUAUUGGAAAGCUUGGAGAUCUAGACAAAUUGCUCUGGACUUUGCUAAAGGAUCUUCUGGCGCUUCUUUCAACCUGAUUCCAGACUACCUGAAGCAGUUGGUUCAAGCAAAUCCAGGGACGAAGACAGCUUUACAUACGGAAUUUGAGGAUGGAGUUGGCCAAAGAUUCAAGUACUUGUUCAUUUCGAUUGGAGCAUGCAUUGAAGGGUAUAGGUAUCUAAGGAAAGUUGUAAUCGUUGACGGAUCACAUCUCCGGGGAAAAUACGCUGGAUGCCUUUUGUCCGCUUGCGCUCAAGAUGGAAACUACCAAGUUUAUCCAUUAGCUAUUGCGAUAGUCGAUGGCGAGAACGACAAGGCAUGCGAGUGGUUCCUUGAAAACUUAUUGGAGGUCGUACCACAGUCUGAGGAUUUGGUAUUUGUCUCGGAUCGCCACUCUUCGAUUUAUUACGCAAUAGCGAAGGUCUAUCCGCUUGCUAGGCAUUGCGCCUGUGUGUUGCAUCUGCAAAGAAACAUAAAGACUCAUUUCAAGAACAAGCAUCUAGGUUACAUGGUUGGAAAAGCGGCUAGGGCUUACAAGGUUUCAGAAUUUUACCGCAUAUUCAACGAGAUCAAGAAGAUAAAUCCUUCCUGCGCAGACUACCUAAUCGGCAUUGGAUUUGAGCACUGGUCGCGUUCCCACUUCAAAGGUCAGAGAUACAACAUCAUGACCAGCAAUGUUGCUGAAUCAUGGAACGCUGUCCUUCGCGAAGCUCGCGAGUUCCCUAUCAAACCACUCGUUGAAUUUAUCAGAGACAAGCUAAUGCAGUGGUUCGCUACUAGAAGAGCUACAACCUGCAUUUCAUCCGACACCCUUACUCCGCGAGUUGCAGAGAUAGUAGCUGCUAAUUUCGACCUCGGGGGUGGAUAUGGCGUGACAAAUGUGAACCGGUCUGAGUAUCAAGUGAGUGACAAGGAAGGAAUUGUCUUCCAUGUCAACCUAGUUAAAAAGACAUGUAGCUGCAACGAGUUCCAGACUCUACUGAUUCCUUGUUCCCAUGUGAUUGCUGCAGCUGUUUUUGGUAAAGUUAGAGUUGAAAGCCUUGUCUCUCAUUUUUACACUCUAGAGAAUCUACUGGUUGCUUAUGAUAUGGACAUACUACCGGUUACAGACUCAGCUCCCACUCCAGUGCCUCUUGAGAUCCAUACUGAUGAUGUUGUUACUGAUGUUAAUGUCGAGUUAAUUCCGCCAACUACUAGACGUCCUCCUGGUCGUCCAAGGAAAUCCAGAAUCCUCUCUCGUGGAGAAAUCAGGAUGAAGCCACAGAGGAAGAAACACAUAUGCAGCCGCUGUAAGGCAAGUGGUCACAACAAGGCUACUUGCAAGAUGCCAAUAUAA